AUGGUAUCAUCAACGGUCUACUGCACUCCCAAAUCACUCGUUAGAGUGUGCAGGAGGUUCUACAGCCCGGAGGUGAAGGACCACUUUUACAAGCCACGUAACGUCGGAAGUUUCGACAAAAACGACCCCAGAGUAGGGACUGCCGUGGUAGGAAAGGCUGCUUGCGGUGAUGUCAUCAAGUUCCAAGUCAAGGUAGAGGAUGGCGUCAUCAAGGAUGCAUGCUUCAAGACCUUCGGCUGCGGAUCCGCAAUUGCAAGUAGCUCAUACGUCACUGAGCUCAUCAAGGGCAAGACCUGCGCCGAAGCUGCUGCGAUCAAGAACACCGACAUAUCAGAAGUUCUCAGCCUACCACCAGUCAAGGUGCACUGCAGCCUGCUGGCGGAGGACGCCGUGAAGAUGGCGCUCAAAAACUACGAAGAAAAGAACAAAAUGAACGCGCCAAAGGAAAACGCUUGA
Messenger RNA from Babesia ovata, 456 nucleotides. RefSeq names its product nifU. The transcript is spliced from 2 exons. Gene Ontology annotation, biological process: iron-sulfur cluster assembly; intracellular iron ion homeostasis. Lineage: Eukaryota; Apicomplexa; Aconoidasida; Piroplasmida; Babesiidae. The record is from RefSeq and is a predicted model, not a curated record. Gene Ontology annotation, cellular component: cytoplasm; mitochondrial matrix. Gene Ontology annotation, molecular function: ferrous iron binding; 2 iron, 2 sulfur cluster binding. The coding region runs from base 1 to 456 and encodes 151 amino acids.